Messenger RNA from Zophobas morio, 4991 nucleotides. RefSeq lists its product as uncharacterized. Bases 303 to 4040 code for a protein of 1245 amino acids. The record is from RefSeq and is a predicted model, not a curated record. The transcript is spliced from 12 exons. Gene Ontology annotation, molecular function: protein binding. Lineage: Eukaryota; Metazoa; Arthropoda; Insecta; Coleoptera; Tenebrionidae.
CUUUAUCUUCAUCUAUUUAUCAACAAGAAUAACAAGAAGACAACCUAGCAAGCACACAGUACGACCGUUCAAGUACGGUGUAACGACAAAAAACAAAUAUGAAGUAAAAAUUGGUGCACGCAAUUUUUUUCUGUUCGUAUAGCCACUGUUGGGAGCCUAAUUCCGUGAAAGUGAGGUGUACCGUGUGUUCAAAUAUGUUAAUUGUUACAGUGUUCAGAAUUUUCGAAUCAUCGCCCUCGGCAUUCAGUUCAUGUUUUUGAACACUCCGUUUUAGUAGGCCUGUGUUAUAAUUUCUUUUGGGGAUGUCGGGUUUAACGGGCACGGAAUCUUCUGCAGAUUUGGAUGGGGGUGGUAGAGCGCUAAAGUUACAAACAGACACGCCCCAUUUAGUGAACAUCGGUGGUGAUCGCCUUAGUACUUCUGUUACACUCCAUCCCAUUCCUCAAGGUAGUAGAGUGACAGUAGGAUGUGGACCUGGGGUUGAUAUUAAAGUUCAAGGGACAGGAGUCCUGCCCUUGCAUUGUCACAUAGAAAACAGCGAAGGCGUCGUGACUAUUUAUCCCCUUUCUGAUAAUAUUUCUAUAGACGGUGCUAAAAUUGAUAGACCAACUCGUCUAUCUCAGGGUGUUAUGUUAACAAUAGGCAGAUCAAAUUAUAUGAGAUUUAAUCAUCCUGCAGAAGCAAAAAUCAUGAAGUCUGUUUUACCUAAUCCUCGAAUCUCAAUGGCAGCUAUUACAAUUGAACCAGAAAACGUCUUUCAACCAAAAUAUAAUAAAAAACCUCCAGUAGUGCCUAGAAAAAAUUCCAAGGAAUCUCUUAUUGAAUCUGGUGUGGAAGAACCUCUUCCCUCGAGUAUUAUGACCAAAGUUUCAAAAUUCGAAUAUUUAGCACAACAGAAUUUUAAGAAGAGCAUAUCACCGAAAGUAUUCUCAUCAAAUUUAGUCACCGUUAAUACUCCGGCAAAAGACGUCCUCGGCAAAUCACCCCCAGAUCUAAAGAAUUUUAGUAAAAAUUUGCCACAAAAUGUUUUGAAUUAUUCAGAAUUAAAUUACAAUGAUAAGCAGCAAAUGAAGACUCCCGACAGAUCAAUUUUUGGCAAAAAAUCUCCUCAGUAUGUUAAUGUAUCUGUUAAUGAAAAGAAUAACGUAAAUAAUAAAGUAAUAAUUUACGAAAAUGGAUGUAUUCCAAAAAAUCAAAAUACAAGCCAAAACGAACUGAAUAAUAAAAAUGUGGGUACUAAAAAUAGCAAUUUAAAUAGGACGCUUACACCCUCACCAAAUUACAAUAGGAAUCCAUCCCCAUAUUUCAGAAGUAUGACACCGAGUCCUGUGUCAAAUACUAGUAAAAUUGAAUAUCGAAGAAGUGGUUCAGUUGGAGAACUUAGUGAAUAUGCCGAUAUUGCUGAAAAUUCGCAAAUUAAAAACAAUGAAGCGGAAAUGAAGAGGGUGCAGGCGCAACAAGAGAGAAUAAAAGAGCAAGAAAUUGGAAAAGCUGAACAAGCUAGACUUGAAGAAAUACUUAAUAUGUGUGUCGAAUAUGAAAAACAAGCACAGUGUGAAAAAAACAAAGUUACGCCAAAUAGAAUAAAAACAAAUGGCUCACUUCCUCGUGACAAACGUCAAUUUGGGCCUUUUUCCCCCGUUUAUGCAACACCUCCACCUUCGCCUAGAGAUGCUGAAUGGACUUCUACAGAUAGUAAAAAGAUGAAUCACUCAUAUGAAAAUGUAAGCAUAAACCGGGAUACGUCAUUGGAACGUCUUAAUGUUAAUUAUGAAAAUGUAGAAGUUAAACACAUAGAAGAAUAUCGAACGUCAAAAUGCAGUAGUCCCUAUGAAAAUAUUAUUCAACAGAGUAAUGCAAAUUUAUCGUCUCAUCAUUCGCCAAGAAAUAGAAUUAAAACGAUUGCUUACAGUAAUCGAGACGGCAAAAGCAAGGACACCGCAGAAAUAAUAGAAAAUAAAUUCGCAAUACUAGAAGCAGAACAGUACCUUCUACAAAAUCUUAGCGUAAAUGAUGAAAAGAGUUCAGAGAGUAUUAAGUCUUUAGAAAGAAAAAACCAUGAUACAAAAUUCAUUUUCCCUUUAGACGAAACGGCCCUACUAAUAACACAUUCAAACAACGAGGAUAAUGUUUGUUAUUCAAACAGUGUUAAAAAAAUUAGAAUAAAUAAAAUAGAUAAUAAUAUUCCACUUGUCAAUGAAAAGAUGAAUAUAGAGAAAAUGAAAAAAGAACGCAAAGAAAUAUUAGCUCGAAUUUCAUCUGUGAAACGACAAAUAGCUGACACUGAAAUACUUGAAGAAGAAUUACAAAGAGAUGUGGAGUUAGAACAUGCUUUAUUAUCCGGCGAACAUAAAUCUAAAUUACUUGAAAUAGAAAAACUUCAAUUUAGAAAAGACAAGUUGAUUCAUUGUGCGCAAAAACUUGAAGAAAAUAUGUUACAUCGCCAAACAAAACAAGUUGAAGACCAGUUAAAAUGUAAAGAAAAACUAGAAGUUGCUCAAGAAAGUAUGGCAAACAUUGAAGAAAAAAUGUCAAAAACUUCAAAAACUGAUCCUAAUUAUGAAGACAUUUUUGAAGAAUAUCUCAAAGCUCAAGAGGUGCUAGAUAACGAACGCAAAACAUUUGAAGAUUUGGAAUUUCACCAUUUAGAAGAAGAAGCCGAUUGGUUAGCAAGUCGAGAGGAAGUCCAAAGAGAAAUUCUCGAUUUAACCAAUAAAAUGGAACUGGUUGGAGAACAAGCACAAGAACUGGAGCAACAAAAAUAUAAUAUUUCUAGAAGUAAUACUUCUGAAGUAACAACCAUUAAGAAAAGAAGACACGAAUACCUCAAGCAGUUAGAAAAGCUAACAAACUUAUUGAAAAAAAUUGAUAACGAUUUAUCUGUAUUUGCGAACCAAGAAUCUGAUCCUGGAGAAUCUUCAGAUAGUGAUAGUGACAAGUCUAAAGAUCUUGAAAAACAAAUGUCGAAUUUAUCUCUUAAUGUUAUUCAUGACCUAAGUUGCUCCGUGAUAAUUAGCAACACCAAAAGUUCUGUUGAACAUUUAUCAAAUAUGUCUCAAUCAUUCAAUGAAAAAUUACUGCAAGAAAAAUCAGUACUCGAAUCUGGAAUAGGUAACAAAUGCCCUAGUCAAGAUGAUAUUGAUCGGAUAAGUAAGGUGACUUCAAGUGCUCCUAUCAAUAUUAACCAAGAACAAGGAUCUCUGGGUAGAAAAACUAUAGAAUCUUUAAAGGAUAUUGAAAGAAAAAGGCAUAUUCAUUUAUGUCAGCAAGGUUCACAGGUUAUAGAACAAGAAAGACAAAGGGUGUUGGCUUUAAAACAAAGAGUACAACAUGAAGUACGCACCAAAUGGGCACAAAACAGACAAGACUGUAAUUCAAUGGAUUCCUCAGAAUCUGAAGAAAGACGAAUCAGUGGAGAAUUGGACGAACGCCAAAUAGAUAGGCCAGUAUCAAAAUCACCUACACCAAAGAAUCAGACCCGACCAAUAUCAGAUGAAGAUUCAUCACGUCCUAUAUCCGAAAUCAGUGAAGUCAGCAUGGAUUUUGGAAAUACCGUGGGAAAAAAGAGGACCAGGAUCCACACUGAUAAACAGAGACCACUUACAAGAUAUUUACCAAUAAAAGGGUCAGACCUGGACUUACGGCAACAUAUAGAAUCUGCCGGUCACCAAGUUGUAUUAUGUCCCCAUGUUAUAAUCAACGCAACGUCAUGCAGGGGUUUUCUACAUAAGAAGGGAUCCAAAUUAAAUGGAUGGUCAAAAAGAUGGUUCGUGUUUGAUAGAAACAAACAUACGCUCACUUAUUACAAUGACAAAAGUGAAAAGAAAACACGUGGAGGAGCAUACUUCCAAGCCAUUGAAGAAGUUUACUUAGAUCAUCUCAACAAUGUAAAAUCACCAAAUCCACAACUAACAUUCAUUGUGAAAACUCACGAGAAAUCGUAUUUCUUGAUGGCACCAUCUCCCGAGGCUAUGAGAAUAUGGGUGGAUGUUAUUUUUACGGGUGCUGAAGGCUAUCAAGCAUUUGAACAUGGAACUUGAUAAUUGUGCACAAUGAAAAAAUAUCUUUUUUAAUUACCUACGAAGAAAGUUAACUAUGCUUAUAUGAUGGAUGAUUACUUUUAUCCAAAGUUAAGCAAGAAAAAAACACCUUUUUUUUUUCAUUGACAUACGCUUUGUUAAAAAUAAUAAAAAACAUAUUUAUGGAAAAUUGCAUAGAAACUAACUUAAUUAUGUUAAGUAAAUAGUAAAUAUGACCAAAAAUUUAAUCUUUGAAAAAAGAAUUAUAAUAGUCAAGAUAAUUAUACAUAAACAGAAUAUGUGUCCACAUUAGUGCAAGCGUGAAACCAAUGUUAAAUAUUUGCUCAAAUUUACUCAUGCAUCUAAUUCAUAUAAAAAAUGUUGCUUAGCUUAUAAUUUAACAACUUCAAACUUCGCUAUGCCCGCGGUGACAAAACUUGAUCGUGGACAUUUAAUUGAGAUUUGUUUAUAACCGUUCUAAAUUACGAAUACUUAUACGUUUGCAAAAUAUUUAUUUAUUGCAAUAAAAUGGCUUUAAUAGAAGUUUUUGAAGAGACAUGGUCAAUAGUUCUUGAAUAGGUGGUAAAAUUUUUCUUAUCUGUACUGUAAUCUUGCUGUUUAUUGACUUAAGUGUAGGUAAUUUAUGAGAUAUCCAAGCAUUUUUUUCCAUUAUGGAGUGACAUUUUUAUGUAUAAUAAAUUAUACAAAUUCAUUAAUUGAUUUUAGUUUAAGAAAAGUACAAUUUCAUAUUAUAGACAAAUUUUGUUUUGUUAGAGUUAGUAACUUUGAAGCUUCUUUUAUAUUACAAUUCUGCUCCAUUUUCUGAUGUGCUAUGUAGGUCAAACAAAUAGUGCCUUUAUAACAAGACUGUUUUAUACGUUUAUAAAUUUGCAAAAAUUUAUGUGUAUAUUUUUAAAGUAUGUGAUGUCAGUAUGUAUUACCAGAAGAAAAAUAAAAAGUGAUAUUUAAAUA